This is a messenger RNA of Aedes aegypti (yellow fever mosquito), 2582 nucleotides long. Its product is annotated as glutathione S-transferase C-terminal domain-containing protein homolog. The transcript is spliced from 5 exons. The record is from RefSeq and is a predicted model, not a curated record. Gene Ontology annotation, biological process: mitotic cytokinesis. The coding region runs from base 720 to 2495 and encodes 591 amino acids. NCBI's taxonomy places the organism in Eukaryota, Metazoa, Arthropoda, Insecta, Diptera, Culicidae. Gene Ontology annotation, cellular component: membrane; midbody; spindle.
GUCAUCAUCAUCCCACGACGACGCGGAGGCCAGACCAUCAGGACGACGUCGACAAGAGCUGAAGCACUUUCUUGCUUUUCUACGUUUACGAUUGAAGUGAAACAAUGCCCUUCUGAUUCAAUAGAAUAAAGUGCGAAAUUAAUGUGAAAAAGCUUUCUUUCUGUGUGUGCUCACUGACUAAAACUGGUCCUGAUCCAAAACCUCGCUCUGCUCUGCUCAACAUGAUAGAGAAUCUGUCCAAGAAGCGAAUGGUGUUCGGGAUUAGUUGUUUGAUACUAUUGACUAUCGUGGUCCUCAUCAUCGAGUCCAAAUGGAUGAAAGCCGGAACGCGACGACAGGAGUUCAUCAUUGAGAACAAUUCCACUUGCUGGAAACGGGAAACGUACGAAGUCAUUAAGGAUUGCCAUCCCUGCACGGCGUUCGAAAUUGCCAGCAGAUCCCAGGGGGUGUGCGUGCUGACCCACAACAAGGAAGUGCUCAAGUGCAUGAGCGGAGAGAUAGUCACCCGAAGUUGUGAUCGAGUGGCUUGGCUGGACGAAAAGCACUAUUGGUCCUUCCAGAUAUCGCUAACCAUAGUGGGCUGCCUGUCGACGGCUGUAUCGUUCUUACGACAGAAAUCGCUCAACCGAAGGGCUAUGCUCAAAAUCCAGAACCAGCUUGGAACCUGCUGAGAAUAACUAACUAAACCAAUAGACAAGUUAAAAUAAGUUUCGUUUAGGAUGAUUUUCCUCUAUUUGGAGUAUUACUUGAAACGCUGUGACGAAGGGACAAUUGCCGUUGAAGUUCCUAUCGAAAGCUACGUAGUCCUAGGUCUGAGCAGAUACCUGCGUCACCCGGCAAUCGGCGAUAAUCUUCUGGUCAGUUUUGUUCAACGCAAAACAGAAGUUGAGGAGCAAUGCGACAGCGUCUGGUUGGAUUUGACGGGGUACGAUGUUAGUUUCUUUCCGGCAGAUAGAUGGCCGAAACCUGCCACCUUUUGUCAAUUGCCUUCCCUUAAACACAAUGUAUGGAUCGUUUCCGGUCUCUGUGGCAUCUGCAGACACAUAACGAAAUACCAUAGGUCUUCUGCGCCAAGUCCGAAGCCUAUUCUUGGAUUCAAAGGUAACACCCUUCUAGCACCGGCUGAAGUAUCCAUGUGGACCAAGUUCUGCGAAGUUGAUAUCGUAGAAUGCGUUCGGGAGGUGCUUCGGCUUCGCAAUACCUCGACUGUAACCCUUCCAGAGGACAUUGGCAAACUGGAGAGUCAUCUUGCUCAACCGUUGAAAGUCCACAACAUUUACAAACUGGUGAACGAUAUGCAGAACGUUAAAGUUUCGUCGAGCAAAGAAUACGAGUUAAGUGGCGAGGCCGUUCAAUUUGAUUUUCACGAAAAUCACAAGUUUGCCGAAGGCUUCACUAAAACCCUUGCCGAUGUGAUGCUUUUCAUAUGUAUCCAUUUGAUUAACAAACGACUCCCGAUAGAGAGGCUUCAGGAACACCUACCUAGAAUAACAAACUGGUACGAUCGAGUUGUGGCCGACGAUGAAUGUGAACUGAUGCAAGUCUGCGAAGAGCUGAUCUUGUUCGAUCAAGCUCUGCUGAAGCCCAUGGAAGCAGACCAGUUGAAAGUGGACGUUCCAACGAGCUUCAGCCUCUACAAGGCGGACACCAAGAAGCUGAACCUACUGGGCGACAAAGUACUCACCACUAAUCAACCGGAAGUGCUGGGCAUUCUCGAGAAAGUUAAACGCUUGGAAUUGUCCGUGGAGAGUAUGCCGAACGAUCGAGACGAAAAUCUGUUUGACUGGGAUGCAGUCCCGUUGGAUGCCAAACCCGAGGGUGGUAAGCUCCCGACGAAGCGCAUCGACCGCAAGACGCACCAGCUCGAAUGUCUGGCCAACGAGGUAAUCGCCCUGGCCAAACCCGGCCACAUCAUAGUCGACUUUUGUUCUGGAACCGGCCACCUCGGCAUACUGCUGGCGUUCCUGCUUCCCAAGUGCACCAUCUAUCUGCUGGAGAACAAGGAAGAAUCCCAACAACUCGCAAUGGAUCGCGUCAGGCGACUUGGGCUGAAGAAUGUCGUCUACUUCCGGUGCAACCUGGACUACUUUAAGGCACCUUUCGACAUUGGCGUUUCGUUGCAUGCGUGUGGCGUUGCCACGGACAUCGUACUGGAAAAGUGCUUCGCCCAUCGGGCCAAGUUUGUUUGCUGUCCCUGUUGCUACGGCAAAUUGUACGAGUUCGAUCGGAUUCGCUAUCCGCGAAGUCGCGUCUUCCAGGAGUCGGAGCUUUUGCUGAAGGAGUAUCUGUGUCUGGCACAUUGCGCCGAUCAGACACACGAUUUGGACAACAGCCGGACCAACGUCGAAAAAUCACACCAAGGAUUCUACUGCAUGGACAUAAUCGAUAAGGACCGCUUGCUACAGGCCGAAGAGUUGGGUUAUUCCGUGACCCAUAAACGCCUCAAACCGGAAAAUUGCACCCCCAAAAAUAGACUUCUGAUAGGGACACUGUGAAUUAACACUUCCAAAUUGAAAUUUUUCAUUUCGUUUUGUCACAUCUGACGAUAAAUAGAUUUUUAUUCUUACUGUACUACUAUACAA